Messenger RNA from Anopheles nili, 1960 nucleotides. RefSeq names its product excitatory amino acid transporter 3-like. Gene Ontology annotation, cellular component: plasma membrane. The transcript is spliced from 4 exons. Gene Ontology annotation, molecular function: L-glutamate transmembrane transporter activity; neutral L-amino acid transmembrane transporter activity; glutamate:sodium symporter activity. Gene Ontology annotation, biological process: L-glutamate transmembrane transport. The record is from RefSeq and is a predicted model, not a curated record. Bases 1 to 1500 code for a protein of 499 amino acids. NCBI's taxonomy places the organism in Eukaryota, Metazoa, Arthropoda, Insecta, Diptera, Culicidae.
AUGAAGAUGGAAUGGAGAACAGUGUGGGGCUUCAUACGCCGCAACCUACUGACGACACUCACGAUCCUGGGCGUACUCGUAGGCAUUGGGCUAGGGUUAGGUCUGCGGGAAAUUCCGGCUGAAGGUGACAGCUGGUCCCAGCGAGAUGUCACGUACAUCAACUACGUCGGUGAUCUCUUCUUGCGCACCCUGAAAGCACUCAUCCUACCACUGAUCGUGUCGUCGUUGAUCGCAGCCGUUGGUUCACUCGAUCUUUCGCUCUCGAAGAAGAUCGGAGGUCGAGCUGUGUUGUACUACCUCGCAACGACCGUGCUGGCUGUGAUCUUGGGUAUCGUGUUGGUCGUCACUAUCCGACCAGGUGAAGAUCGCGAUGGAGGAGAUGUCGAAUCGGAUGUGUCUCAACAACGGAACGUCACCACCGUCGACACACUGCUCGAUCUCGUACGCAACAUGUUCCCACCAAAUCUGGUGCAGGCAUGCACGCAGCAAUACCAGACCGUGUUGAAACCACCGGCUGCUAACCCAUCUGAGGACGACAUCUACAAAUGGACCAUCUCGGGUGCGUACGCUGACGGCAUGAAUAUCCUGGGACUCGUCGUGGCUUCCAUCGUGUUUGGUGUCGCUCUCGGUGCGACUAAACGUGAGAACGCACUCGUGUUGCAGUUUUUCCAGCAACUGUCCCACAUCGUGAUGAAGGUCACCGGUUGGGUGAUUUGGCUGUCACCCGUUGGUGUGACCUUCUUGAUUGCGGCCAAAAUACUCGAGAUCGAGGACCUUGGUGAUGUGUUUGGUAAGCUUGGACUGUACUUUGCGGUCGUCGCUGGUGGCAUCCUGUUCCACGGAUUCGUCGUGCUAUCGCUGCUUUACUUUUUGUUCACGCGCAACAACCCACUGCGAUUCAUCGCCAACAUGGGCCAAGCACUAGCGACCGCUUUUGGGACGUCUUCCAGUUCGGCCUCACUGCCAGUCACGAUGCAGUGUUUGGAGGAGAAGAACCACAUCGAUCCGCGAGUAUCCCGUUUUGUGCUACCAAUCGGGGCCACUAUAAACAUGGAUGGAACAGCGUUGUACGAGGCCGUAGCCGCCAUCUUUAUCGCUCAGCUGCGAGGACUUUCACUUUCGUUCGGGAACGUACUGGCCAUCAGCAUAACGGCGACAGCGGCCAGCAUUGGUGCGGCAGGCAUUCCACAGGCAGGACUCGUGACGCUUGUCAUGGUCCUAGACACCGUCGGAUUACCAGCGGAGGAUGUCUCCCUUAUCAUUGCCGUCGAUUGGCUGCUGGAUCGCUUCCGGACGCUUGUGAACGUGCUCGGAGACAGCUUCGGAGCGGCCAUCGUCUAUCAUUACAGCAAGGCGGAACUGCAGCGUGGCAAGGACGAUGCAAUUGGAACAGGCAAUACGCAGUUCUCAGGUUCAGAUCCCGAGUUAGCCUUCCAUGCUGACUCGAUGAUGGCUAAUGGCUGUGACGAGCGAAACCUCGAUAAGAACAGCCGGUUGUAAACGAACAACCGGACGGCGGGGAAUUUCGCUUAUUACGUGGAACGUUAGGUGCUUCUCCAUCGAUGUGUUUGCUCUGCAAACUUCUUCACCCCUUUUAUUAUUCUGCGGAUGUUCCCAUCAUUCGACGAUUUUAUGUGAGAAAGAGGCACCGAUGUCGGAAAUCGAGACCUGCUCCUCUUAUCUGAUUGUAUCCAUACGAAUUUAUUACCUGCUGACUGAGGCGUCAUACUUGUUUAUUUGUUUCUAACUCAAUUUUUUUUAUAUAUAUAUACAAACCUGUGUAGCUGAUAAGAUAGACAAAUAAGGUAAUAGAGCCGUUUAUCGUGCCCCGUGCGCGAGGUAUCGUUAGUUUACACGAAUGAUAUUGUACAAGCGCUUUCCCUGCGGUGGAAAACGGACCAAUUUCUAUUAGUGGUAAUCGAUGCGCAGAGAUUAACGAUUAAUCGUACCGUACGCAAUA